Silurus meridionalis is the source of this 3732-nucleotide messenger RNA. RefSeq lists its product as uncharacterized. The record is from RefSeq and is a predicted model, not a curated record. Gene Ontology annotation, molecular function: RNA polymerase II cis-regulatory region sequence-specific DNA binding; DNA-binding transcription factor activity, RNA polymerase II-specific. The transcript has 3 exons. The coding region runs from base 402 to 1982 and encodes 526 amino acids. Gene Ontology annotation, biological process: regulation of DNA-templated transcription. Lineage: Eukaryota; Metazoa; Chordata; Actinopteri; Siluriformes; Siluridae.
GGACAGUGUGUGUGUGUGUGUGUGUGUGUGUGUGUGUGUAGACGCAAACAAGCUCAGAAUCAUCAGGCCGUCUCUUCCCAGAAGCCUUCAGACAUCAACUCCUUCCGUCUCUCACGUCGAGUAGAACACUAACAGCUCGAGUUGGCGGUGAGGGCGGAAGCUAGUAGCGGCAGCCAUUUUAGAGCUAGUUAGCAGUUCCAGUGUGAGCUGCACAAGAUGCCCACCGGGAAAGGCGGUGGAAAUCUCUGAAGAGGCCGAGUCACAACGCCAGAGACCUCCUGGCUCGUGCUGACCGAGAAGGUCCCAAGCAUUUUUUCUGAUUGAGAAAGCGGUGCUCCUAGAGCAGCGCUUUGUUUCACUUAAACGGGAAGACGGAAGUCGUCAGGCUGGAGUGUGUCCUGAUGGCCGAGUCAGAGACUGAGUGCGACACACCAGGCCUCGAUACGUUGGGGUCUGAGUGUGUCAUAACUCACACGCAAGUCGGUGACUUGCAUUAUGGAGCGGAGACCGAGAUUAUGACUCAAGAGGACAAAAGGCUUGACCUAGAAGCCAUUCACGGCGAUCUUGGUGCCGUGGCUUGUGUUGAUGCUGUAACGGAAACAGACCAUGAUUACACCAAGGCUGAGAUACAUCAUGACCCACAGUACUUUGGAAGUGCAGACAUGAAAGGAAGCGAGGCUCUGCUUGGUGAAGUGCUGCUGAAGGCAGAGAUGGGUGGAGCUGGUCCAGACCAUGUGGUGAAGGAUGAGUCGGACCAUGGAGGAGAGCUGACAGUGGAGUCAGAGAACGGUGUAAUCAUUCAUGAGGCUCAUGGUCUUCAGUGCAACGAGUGCGGGGAGAUAUUCGGAAGCAUGACCGAUCUCCAUCAACACUUUGAAAUGCAUAAAGCAACCCAUCCUUACAUUUGUAUCCAGUGUGGUGAGAGCUUUGCUGUGGAAGCUAGUCUGAGAGGUCAUAUGAAGAUACACAUGAAGGAGAAGGGCUACGCCACCACUGGCGUGGAGAUGGUUGGUAAAGGAGUCAUCGACGCGUUCAAUCUUAAGCCACAUCAGAUGUUGCACUCCCCCGAAAAGCCACACAGAUGCUCAGAAUGUGGGAAAAGCUUUGCUGCAGCUAUCACGCUAAGAGAGCAUAUGAAAAUGCAUUCUGAUGACAAACCUUACAAAUGUACUCAGUGCAGGAAGAGUUUUGUCCGCAGACGCCAUCUUAAGAAACACCAGGAGCUGCAUGCUCGUGAGAAGCCAUUCACCUGCCCACAGUGUGGGAAAGGCUUUGCUACGGCUUCCAAUUUGAAACAGCAUCAGAAGACCCAUGCAGGUGACAAACCACAUCGAUGCUCCCAGUGUGGCAAGUGUUUUGCUGCAGCAGCCACCCUGAGAGAACACCAGCGAAUCCACUCUGGUGAGAAACCCUAUAAGUGUAACCAGUGCCGGAAGAGUUUUGUAAGAAAACGCCACUUGAAGAAACACCAACUGGUGCACCAGGGUGGCAAGCCCUACCGAUGCACUCAGUGCGACAAAGGUUUCAAUCACUCCUCGUCCCUGUCACGACACCACAAAGUCCAUUUGGAGGCCAAAAUGUACGCCCAGCCCGAUAAAGAGUUCCCCUUUGAGACCCCCAUGAAGAGGGGAAUGCAUACAGGUGAAAAGCCAUACAGCUGUAACCACUGUGAGAAGAGCUUCAAUCACUCUUCAUCGUUGUCUAGGCACCAGAGGACUCAUUCUGAUGGGAAAUCCUACACUUGUGCCCACUGUGGCAAGAGGUUCAAUCAUUCCUCUUCUCUUGCAAGACACCAACGUGUCCAUUUGGAUGAGAAGACCUCUUAUAGUGCUAUUCCCACAGGAAAAGGAUUCCCUCCUACUACCAUCUUAAAACAGAGGAUUCUGCAGAGUGAGAAACCAUACCGUUGUUCUCAGUGUGGAAAAGGAUUCAAUCACUCCUCUUCUCUUUCAAGGCACCACAGAAUUCACAUUGAUCAGUAAGCUCACCACCAAAAGUGGCUGUUAUUUUGCAGUUCGUCCCAACUUGUUUUCAGGCCAACCCCAAAUCUAACCUCAUAAUUAGAAUAAAUGGAAGAAAUACAAUUUUGCGACAGAUCUUGAGGCUAUAAUUAAAGAGAAACUUCUGGUUGUGUCCUUUAACCUGACAUAAAGAGCGAUGAUUUUCAAAUACUGGUUUGAUUGACCUUGAGCUGACGCUGAUCCUGUGCAACUUGCAUAUAUCGCUUGCUGCUUUUAAUUGGACAUCUCUAAUAAUGUAGCAAUUGAAUGCUUGAUGACCAUUUAUGCUCUUGCUCAUACUCUUUAAAAAGUAAUUAUGCCAGAUAGCUUCAAAGCCUGUUUUGAGAUUUGGACAUACAAUUGGUGACCAGUUGUUUGGGAUACUGGAGGAAACAACCACCCACACACCCCCAAAGUCUGUGUAUCUUUACUUAGUGUCUUUUUCAUGGCCUGUUCAGAAACUACCAUUUGUAAAUAGGUGUUAAUUUUUAUAUACAUGUGUAUAGGCGCGUGUGCAGUUCUUUUACACAUUGAGCAUUUUUGUAUGACUCAGUCUGUCUUAACCAUCUUCAUUUUGAGAAUAAGAUGGUGCUUGAACGUUUUACUGGCUCCAGGUAAGCUGUUGGCACUGCAAGUCUGCAUAAAAUUUGUUCCAAAGUUACUCAAGUCACCAUUGUUUUCAGCAGCAAUUAAAAUCGGCUGAGCAGGGGUCAAACGAACUGAACAAAGACAGUUAAAUAGUAGCAUAACUUCAGUAAUGAACUUUUCAGACUUUAAAUUGAGCUGCAAAAACUUACCUGGGCUUGUUAAGAGCGACAAAUGUAGUCUUUUCUUUCGAAUUUUCCGAUUUCCUGACUUCUGAAUAUCUAGUUUUGACGGAUUAUAAAUAGUUGUAUACAUAUUCAAUGUAAUUUGAUCUAAAUGUUCCCUCGAAAGCAUUGCUUAACUGGUUUCCUUUGGUACUUAACAGCUUGAUACUAAUGGGUGAACUGCAUAUUUGCGUUCAAACCUAAUGUCAUCGCCGUAGAACUAGUUCAGACAUCCAUAUAUAUAAUCUGUAGUUAACUUAUAUUCUGGAUACAUGCAGCAAAUUUAUCAAAAUUUAGUCUAAUAGUGUGUAAUUAUCAGUACAAUAAAAUAGCUUGCGCUCUUCAUUCUUUCGAAAUUCCGAGAAGAUACACUUUCUACUUAAAGUACUGUGUAUGGGGGAAGAUCUUUUACAUACUGAUGUAUUUUUUUAAUAUGGUUUGGGUAAUCUGAAAGGGAAAAAGAGUAAUACUGUUUUUAUGGGAGUGAACAUUAUAUUGAACCUUUUUUUUUCUUUUUGAUUAACUGUGCUUCAACUCAUAGCAUAGGCUUUUUCAUUGUAUUAGAUAGGUGCCUUAUUGCAUGCUGUGUAGAAAUGUAUGUUGAGCUGUAAUAGGAAAAAAAAAAAAAAAAGGUUUGGCUCGUCUCCCUAUGUUUGCGUACUAACCAACAUAUUUUACUUUUGACUUUAGGUAAUUUUGGUUUUGCUUUUCUGUAUAUGAAUAUAUGUUUUUGCUGUUACUGCUGUCUUUUAAUUUCUCUGUUCAUCCGCUGGUCACAUUGUAGAAAAACUAAAGGUUUAAAAAAAGUUACACCACCUUUGAUCCAUAUUUUGAUUGCCCUAUUAAGUGGUCAGAUCUUGUUCCAUGUCUUUACCCCAUCUUUGAGUGGUGCACACAUGGAUAAAUAAAGGUUCUUGACUACC